AUGGAAGUCACUGUAUGGAGUCGCAAAGCGGCUGCGGACCACGAGGACGUCCGACGCGAGCGGACCGCUGAGCGCGUGCGGCCGCUCGUCGCGUCGUCGAGUUCCGCCGCCGCGAAGAGCUCUGCAUCGGUUUGGGCCAAUCAGACACUGGCAGCGGACGUCAGUGGGCGACGCCGAGCGGUCGCAGAGUCUCUCGUGCGGACGCGCUGCUACUCGGACGGAAAGAUUGCGAAGGCGUUUGGAGAGUUGCGGACGGCUAAAGGUGCACAAGAGGACGAGCAUUGCGCGCGAGUGGCGGACGUUCCUUUUCCUGUGUCGAGAGUUUGUUCGACGUGGAUGUUGCGCCGUGAAGGAGAUCCGACGUCACCGGCGUUUGUCACAACGAGCAGCGACAACAAGACGACGUCUCCACGACAGUCUGCAGACAGUUGUGUACUGCUGAGAUCACCGGCGCCAAACAAGCGGAUUUGCAGCCAUCAGCAGAGUUUGAUACCGAGCACGACGAGCGCGACCAGUCCCUGUACGUCUUCGCUUGUACAAGCGAGAAAGCGCUCUCUAGGGGUGUCUGGUGCAGCCCACUUUGCGAAAUCGACCGACAAGCGCACGUCGGUACCGAUCGCGAUGAGCGUGGAGAGCCAGCGGAAUGCUGUUGACGGGACACUACGCUUGCCGCCGUCGUUGUUCUCGACUCCAGCGAUCGACGAGCUCCUGCCUCAAGGAGACGUACAUGCACAAAAGAGGACAUGCUCGUUCCAGCAGCGUCGCAGUCGGAACCCAGGCAACUUGUCGCUGGACUUAUCGCAGGUGGUCCAGACCGGCUCUGGUCCCUCUACUUCUGCGACCAUGACAUGGACCCGACUGAAUGAUCAGGUCGCGUUGUGCUCCAAAGUCACAGACUUUCUAUACAUUGGGGGCGCCGUUGCUGCCAAGAACAAGUCGCUCUUGCUUCAGAACGGCAUCACCCAUGUCAUUAAUUGCGCCGCCGGCGUGGCCCCAGCGUCGUUUCCAGAGGAGUUCUGCUACUACAACAUACGACUCCGUGACCACUCGUCGCAGGACAUUGCUCGGCACUUUUACAGCAUGUUUGACUUCAUCGAGCGUGCUCGCGCGUGCGGAGGACGUAUCUUUUUGCACUGUGUGAAGGGCAUCUCCCGCUCGCCUACGAUGGCGAUCGCGUACUUGAUGUGGCACAAGCGCAUCAGCAUGUACGAGGCGCUGGACUUUGUUCGACAAGCGCGUUCGAUCGUCGACCCUAACGCUGGUUUCAUCUUUCAGCUGACCGAGUGGGAACAGCUGCAUCCGGAUGGGAGACUCAAGUUUCAGGGUACAAUCGCCUUCCGAGUGGAUGUGGCGCACGCCGUGAACUCGGACCCGACUGGCAAGUGCCAUAGCACAGUGGUGGGGAGCAAUCCGCUCUUUGUACCGCUCAUGGACAUUGACGAGAGGCAUUUUCGCGACCCGACGAAGGACUUUGGGGAGCAGUGUUUGAUCGUGGCGUGUGCCGACUAUAUGUUUGUCUGGUGCGGUACGGACGUCAGUGAGGACCACGUGGACGUUGCUGAGAGCGGUGCAAUAAUUCUGCAGCGGUACGAGGCGUUCCCGUUGAAGUGCGAGAGAGUGCGGCAGGGACAGGAACCGGCAGCUUUCUGGCACCUCGUUGGCGAUGGCGUUUGA
Molecule: messenger RNA, 1674 nt
Organism: Hyaloperonospora brassicae
Lineage: Eukaryota; Oomycota; Peronosporomycetes; Peronosporales; Peronosporaceae
Source: the annotation of a GenBank genome assembly